Messenger RNA from Ostertagia ostertagi, 1233 nucleotides. Lineage: Eukaryota; Metazoa; Nematoda; Chromadorea; Rhabditida; Trichostrongylidae. The record is from the annotation of a GenBank genome assembly.
AUGGAAAUAGUAGAAACUAUACAGAAUUUAAAUGAGUAUUGGGGACCUCCGUCAUUGAAUUGGUUCGAUUACUUCGUAGAUGCUCAAAAAUUAUCAACGUUACUUGCGGAGCCGGGGAAUAAAGAAACCGUGGGUGGUCUAGCGCUCCAGUUCGCAGAGCAGGCAGCAUGUACGCAGAAGGAAGCUGAAGUAAUGAUAGCGAAGGCGUUUCCGAACGAAGAUGUUCAAUUCACGCAGCGAAAAGCUGCCUGUCUUCUUUUAUGCGCUAUGGCAUGCUUUGCUUAUGUUGACUGGGAUAUCGAGUAUCUUAUAGACAAGUUUAAUGAAAUUCUUUCUGUACGAAUACUGGUCGAGAAUUUCCUUGGCCUAUGUCGGUCGUCCGAAAAUCCAUCAGAUGCUUUGUUUGCUGAGUGGCUCUUCGCGCGAUGGGCUAUGUCAGUCGAUCGUCGCUUUCGAAUUCCACCGCCUCCGGCCAAGCAAACUGUUAAUAAUCCGCUUCUGGUGCCGGAUCUUCAUCUCACAAAGCACGAAAAUAUCCGAAAAAUGGUGGUCGAUACGCGCACAUGGCUGCCACAGGCAAUAACAUCACUGGAGAAAUACAUAGCGGACGCAGCUGAUCUGAUUAAGGGAGGAAUGUCGCUUAGCGUUGGCAUUCUUGGUAACAAUGUGCUUUGCCAGUGGGCGCCCAAUCCCGAUCUUUCUCUGUCAACGAUCAAAAUACCUGCUGCAGAUGUGAUAAGUGUGAGUCGCUUCGACCUGCUUCAAUUUCACUUUGCUAAUGGUGCUGUAGACACCGCUCAGGAGCUGCUCAAAUUGAUGACUCUACCAUCCACUCAACUUCCACUAUUCUGCGUUGACAAGAAAAUUCUACACGGCUUCUACCUGGCGCUAAAUGUACCGUCUCCAUUACCUCCGGCACCAACAACAGUCAAGGAGUUUAUACCUGAUCAGAAGCUGCUUACGGACGACUCGUCUGCUUUCCGCCGUUCGAGAAUGUGGAGACUCCGUGCGAUCAAAAGAACAGCUGGUCAGCUCCAGGUGGCUUUCCGAUCAGAAAACGCCGCCAAAGAUGUGAUUGAAGGCGUAGCUACUUGCUUCCGACAACGUCUGACAGAGAAAGUUCGUGCAGCAGCGAUUUAUAAAGGUGCCGCAGUUUUGUCUCAAUGUCGAAGUGCCUGCAAAACACGAAAAAUAUUUCAUAACGGGGGGGGUAUAGUUGCGAUUUUGGGGUGA